This is a messenger RNA of Neurospora hispaniola, 1635 nucleotides long. RefSeq lists its product as uncharacterized. The transcript is spliced from 3 exons. Lineage: Eukaryota; Fungi; Ascomycota; Sordariomycetes; Sordariales; Sordariaceae. The record is from RefSeq and is a predicted model, not a curated record. Gene Ontology annotation, cellular component: nucleus. Gene Ontology annotation, molecular function: DNA-binding transcription factor activity, RNA polymerase II-specific; RNA polymerase II cis-regulatory region sequence-specific DNA binding. The coding region runs from base 1 to 1635 and encodes 544 amino acids. Gene Ontology annotation, biological process: regulation of transcription by RNA polymerase II.
AUGCUUCCCUCCACUACUGGGAUGUUUUCUUUCUGCCAAACAGGACCAGCGGACCUGAACGGUUCGUCUUGGGAUGCGACAACGGAAGGUCCACAGAACUUUUCCGAAUUCACUGUUGCCGGAGACUAUUAUACCACUGGAGAUGCCGAGGACUGCUUUAUUCCUUUCAGCCAGAACACACCAAGGCCGGAUCAAACGGAAACCAUGGAGGACUAUCAAGCCAGGUGGAAUGCUGCUGCUGCCGCGGUUGACAAGGUUCCAAAGGCGGAGCCUAUGCGCCGCAUGACUUCCCAGAGCUCUACCAGCAGCCACAAGCAAAGGAUCACCAAGUCGACACCCCCGACCAAGAGGGUAGGAAGGUCGAGAGUUCCAUCAGUUCAUCUCACCUCGACCUCCUCGGCGUUGUCCAAGCUUGAUGUCUCUGGAAAUGGCUCCAGCUAUCAGGAUGCCUCAUUGACACAUGGCCGCAUCAUGGAUGUACCCCAGUUCUCUACUCCGGAUUUUGAAUCAUUCAAUGGACACCCAGCAUUCUACACCAGCAUGAUGGGCAUGCCGGAUGGUCUUCCUUUCUCCGCCGAGAUGGGUGCUUCUGCUAUGAGCCAGCAUGUGAACCCCCAGAUCUUCACUGCCGGUAUGAUUGGUAGCUCUCCUCAGUCUUGGGGCUCUCCUAGCCCUGUUGGCUCUUCGCGCAUGUCUUCCCCUGGAUUCUUCGAGGGGGAUGUCUUCUCUGGUGUUCCUUCUGGCUCUUCUCCCGAGGAGAGCACAAGCUCUAUCUCGCCCAUUCUUGCCGGCCAAUCGCCCAGGAUGAGCCGCAACGGUUCGCAGUUCGUUACCACUGAGGAUAUCCAUGGAAAUGUGAUUCCUGCUAUUGACGAUGCCUUUUCUCUUCCUCCUUCUUUCGGCGCUCGCCGUAUGAGCGGUGAUGGUGAGUCUGCCAGGGAUCACUAUCUCUACAAGAACGCUCUUCCGCAAGCCGAUGGUCUUUUCCACUGCCCAUGGGAGGGUGAGACCAACUGCAACCACAAGCCCGAGAAGCUCAAGUGCAACUAUGACAAGUUCGUUGACUCUCACCUCAAGCCCUACCGCUGCAAGGUUGAAGGAUGCCAGAACGCCCGUUUCUCUUCUACUGCUUGCCUUCUUCGUCAUGAGCGUGAGGCCCACGCCAUGCACGGACAUGGAGAGAAGCCCUAUCUCUGCACUUAUGAGGGAUGUGAACGCUCACUUCCUGGACAUGGCUUCCCCCGCCAAUGGAACUUGAGGGACCACAUGAGGCGUGUUCACAACGAUAACGGCUCUGCUGCCCAGGCCGCUUCUUCUCCUCCCCCAUCGGGAGCCAGUGCUUCUUCCCGGGGUCGCAAGAGAAAGAGCGAGGGUGAUAAACAGGAAGCACAGGAAAAGACCAGCUCCCGCAAGUCAGCCAACAAGAUUAGCAAGGCUGAGGCCCAGGCCGAUGUUCACCGUGCUCAAUGGAGCGAGCACCAGAAGGCUCUCCAGAGCAUUUUUCAGGAAUACCUUCAGCCCGAGGACCCCCAAAGCCUUCAGUACAUCAAGGAUGCUCAGGAGCACUUGGCCGCCAUGGGCAAGCUUCAUCAAGCCCUUUCUAACGGUGUUCAGCCCCGCAGCUGGAAGAUGUGA